This is a messenger RNA of Mus caroli (Ryukyu mouse), 3032 nucleotides long. It is a transcript of the gene Dusp22, whose product is annotated as dual specificity phosphatase 22. Gene Ontology annotation, molecular function: protein tyrosine phosphatase activity. Gene Ontology annotation, cellular component: plasma membrane; cytosol. Gene Ontology annotation, biological process: signal transduction; protein dephosphorylation. NCBI's taxonomy places the organism in Eukaryota, Metazoa, Chordata, Mammalia, Rodentia, Muridae. The record is from RefSeq and is a predicted model, not a curated record.
CCCGCCCGGCUGCGCGACCGGUCUCCUCCCGCGAGCGCGGAGCGGCGAGCCCGGCGCGGCCAUGGGGAGUGGGAUGAGCCAGAUCCUGCCGGGCCUGUACAUUGGCAACUUCAAAGAUGCAAGAGAUGCAGAACAGUUGAGCAGGAACAAGGUGACACACAUUCUUUCUGUGCACGACACUGCCAGGCCCAUGUUGGAGGGAGUUAAAUACCUGUGUAUUCCAGCAGCAGACACACCGUCUCAAAACCUGACCAGACAUUUCAAAGAAAGCAUUAAAUUCAUUCAUGAGUGCCGACUCCAGGGUGAGAGCUGUCUUGUACAUUGCCUGGCUGGGGUCUCCAGGAGUGUGACAUUGGUGAUCGCAUACAUCAUGACUGUCACCGACUUUGGCUGGGAGGAUGCCUUGCACACUGUUCGUGCGGGGAGGUCCUGUGCCAACCCCAACCUGGGCUUUCAAAGGCAGCUGCAGGAGUUUGAGAAACAUGAAGUGCACCAGUAUCGGCAAUGGCUGAGAGAAGAGUAUGGAGAGAACCCUUUGCGGGAUGCAGAAGAAGCCAAAAAUAUUCUGGGUAAAUAUAAAGAGCAAGGGCGCAUGGAGCCCCGGCCUAGCAGCAGGCGGUGGAGCAGCUUCUCAGCCCUGCCUCCUCUCACCUACAAUAACUACACAACUGAGACCUAACAAAGAGAGCUGGUGUCUGCCUUCCUGCUGCGGGUCUUCUGGGUUGCCUACCAUGUGCUGGUGUGCCUGGUGUGCUGGCUCCUGCCUCUGAGGACUACGAGAGGAGGUCGCAGCAAGGUGGAGCACUCAGGGCUCCUUCUCAGAAUGCCGCCCUACUCAGGCUUUUUCACUCUCCCAUCUUCGCCCCAUCUUUUCCUCACCUGAACUUGCCCAGCCUGGGAUGCUGCCCGGUCACCGUCUUCUCGUAUGUGUGCAGCAGUGUGGAUGUGCAUGUAUGUGUCUAAGAGUGUGCAUAUAUACCUACAAAUGUAUGCAUUGUGAACGAGUACACAUGUAAAUGUGUCUCUGCAUGUGGGCACUGAGUGUUUAUGGUGCUGAAAGUUAUAAACACCCGCUACCAGAACUGCAAUGGUCACAUUGUUCAGUCCACAUGGAAGUCAUUUGAACUUGGCCUCUGGAAAGCUACUCACCAAGUAACAGCUUAUGCCUGUGCUGAGUGAGAACUCAGGGUGUGGGCAGCUGGAAACAGUGGUGUUCCAGAUUCUGAGAUGGCACAGAGGAAGGGACAUGACCCUCCGGAGGAAGAGUGGCAUAAUCCUAGAGAGUUUUAUGUCUGUGGGAAUAAGGGAGGGGCUUUCUGAGCAUUGUCUUGGACUUGAUAAGUAUACUUGCCAGCCCAUCACGGCCCUGAGUUCCACUGGUCCUGCUCUGCGUGGGACCAGCGUCAAUUGACUUUCAUGGUGAUAUGGUAUGGUGACAGGGUGGACCUGAGACUCAGUAGCCCUAUACCAGAUGUCUGGCCCACUUCCUGUCUGCUUUUAAACACUUCAGCCUCUGGCUAGCCUCUUGUUGCAGGGGUCUCAUCUCAGGUUUGCAUGUACCUGCAGGAACUGGAAAGAAAGGCAGUUAUUAAACUCCAUAGCCAUUCGUGAUUUAAAAUGCCUACGCAUUCACUGAGCUCAUUGUUGUAUACUGUGGACUUGACUGCUACCUCAUGAAGUUAGUUCCUUCCUUCCUUCCUUCCUUCCUUCCUUCCUUCCUUCCUUCUUUAAGGUUGGGGUUUCUUUGGUACCCCAGUCAACUCUGCUUCAUAGUUGAGAGUGUUUGUCAUGUUACUAUUGUUUUUGAAACCAAAGAGAAGAGCAUACUUAUGUCAUUGAGUGAUUUAAAAUUUGCAGCUUGGCUUCCGUAAGGUUUUCUAGUGAGUCAAACCCCACAUUCUAGCCAGGAGAGCUCCUUAGCUCAAAGUGUGUGGCAGCAGGCACCCCUAGAAGCUCUGCACAGUCCAGUGUCCAGUCCUUUACACCAAUUCAUGUUGUUUAAGCAUGCAGAACAUGCAAAUGAAAAAUACACUCAACCUCUCCCUAAACAUACUGCGACCAGGCAUCUCUGAAGCUUAAGAAGCCCCCAAGAAGCCCCCAAGGAGCUGGAUGGUGGUGGCACACGCCUUUAAUCCCAGCACUUGGGAGGCAGAGGCAGAGGCAGGCGGAUUUCUGAGUUCAAGGCCAGCCUGGUCUACANANUGAGUUCCAGGACAGCCAGGGCUACACAGAGAAACCCUGUCUCAAAAAAAAAAAAAAAAAAGAAGAAGAAGAAGAAGAAGAAGCAGCCCCCGAGGAAGAAGCAGCAGGUCUCCCUGUGUGUGUGGAGCCCUUGGGGACCCAGGGAAAGUGUGGUUGCCAGCUCUCUGUGUGCAGGCCGUGCCAAGCAGUAGCAUAAGGAGUGAAGCCUGAGUAUGUGUGCACGUGGGUGAACAGCUACAUACGUUUCCAUAGGUUCUCAACUGUCUUAAUUUUUGUUGCCAGUAAUGUUCUUUCUCCACAGCUGCCCCGGGAAUUCUGAAGUACUGGGCCUUUCUCAGAAGACUGUAAUGUACCUGAAGUUUCUGAAAUAUUGCAGAGUUCAGGCUGGUGCUGCCAAAAAGAAAAGUCACCUAGAGUUUAUUUUUAAGAAUCCAAUAGUGAUUUGUAUACUUGUUUGUUUUUUUUCCAUUUUAAACCGAAUGCAUGUAUAAUCAUGUUGGAAUAUGUUAAGAACUAUGGAUAUUCUGUAGCAAGAGAAAAUAUCUUUGCCUUAACUCCACUGCUGUGGUUGUCCCUUGGACCUGACCGAUGCUCAUACAAUAACCUCACGAGCCCUGUGUGUUUCGUAACAGUAACUACUUGUCAUGAACACUACCCAAGGAGGAAGCCUGCACCUGGGAAGCGUGCAGUGUGAGCUCCGCCCUCCUGUUAAGUCCUCCAGCUCGAGACAUGUCUCUUGGUAUGUGUUUUAUCUACUGGUGUUAUUCUAUAUGGUAGAAUUACCAAAAGCUAUUCAGAUUUCUUAAUAAAGGGCAAAUCACCAAGCUUGA